UUGCGGCAAACGAAGACCAGAAAAAAGUAUACAAUAAAUCGAUAUAAGUUAUCGUUAUCAAACGGUCACCCUAAAAAUUUGCUAGAAAUUGGGGGAGGUGCAGAAAGACGCUUUAACGAUUUCUUUUCACCAGUUUUUCAAACUCAUCUAAACGAACGAACCAAUAACCACACAUCAGCUGAUCUCAGCGCAUCGGAAUCGGACGACAGGCGAAAACCCUAUCACAUCAGACCGACAGAAUCGAGUCCAGACGAGAAUCCCUUCGAGAAAAUGGCUCACACACAUCUGGGACGCGCCGUGAAAAACAUUGAGGCGCCACGCCCACUAAAGACACAGUCACGCUCGUCGCUAAAGAAUAGCUACCUGGUGAUUGAGGAGCUGAUUCAGUUGAUUGACAAUGUCACCGUGGGUCUGCAGUCGUGCAACACCACACCGGACUCGAUAACGCUGCUCCUUCACAACCUGAGGGUUCACGGGCCGCAGCUGGAGGCCUUGUCCAAGGAUACGCUUGAUCGGGCCUUCGUCGUGUUUCGCAAUGCUUCGCAGGACGAACGCCUUAACAUAACGACGCGCCUUAAACUCCUCGAGCUAAUUGAGCUGCGUGCCAAGAGCUGGGAGCAUGACGACACAAUCGCCUACUACAAGUCCAAGCAGCAAGUCUCUAACGUAGAGCUUCCAUCGGAACCGUAUCCGUACGAUGCCGGCGGACAGCCUGGCGGAUUUCUUAGCACCUCCCCCACAUUCGGCGUCAGCGGCGGUGUUGGCGGAGUUAAUGUGGGUGCCGCCGCCGCUGCCGCCGCUUUCAAUGUCGCCUCAGCAGCCGCCGCCGCCCAGGCAGCGGCCAUUGCAGCCGUCGGCACACCCAACCAGCAGCACCUGCUGCUGCCACCCGGUGAGGUCAUUCGUAACUCCGGCAAGUUCCUCAAGCCGACAAAGAUUCCCGGCAAGACAUAUUGCAAGGACGAAGUGGUAAUCCGCAAUGCGGACUCCGGAAAGGUCAUGGGUAUCAAGGGUCGCCGCGUGCACAUGAUCGAGGAACUUAGCGAAACAAUAAUAUCGUUUCAAAGAGUUAACCCCGGCGCCAAGGAGCGAUUGGUGCAGAUCACUGGUCCAGCUGAAGAUAAAAUAAACUACGCCAAACAACUAAUGGAGGAUACUAUUAGACGAAACGCUUCCCCGGUCCGCUUGGAACCCGCUCCAGCCGCUGGGGGAUCCUGCUCCUCACUGAACUCUUCCAAUUCAGAUGACGCCGUCGUGCAGCCGAGAACUCCGGGAGGCAGCGGAUUGGCCAACCGGCUAAGCUUCAACUCGGCCCAGAACUUUAUGACCGCCACGGCUGCUGCACAGCAGAUCUCGCAGCACCACCAACAGCAGCAGCAGCAGCAACAUCAGCAGCAGGUUGCCGCAGUGGCCGCCGCAGCGGCAGCAGCAGCGGCUCAGGCGCAGGCAACGGCUGCUGCCGGUAAAGUUUUGCGACCAAAUCAGCAGCUGUUAAUGCACUCAUAUUCCACAAACGAUGCUUCCGUAGGUGAAUACAAGUUCACGGUCAACGUGGGCCAGCACCUGAUCAAGAUAACCGGUGACUGCUGUGAGCUAGUGCGCGUGGCCAAGCUCGUCCUGGAUGACUAUUUCAGCAGCUCGGAGUUCUUGGCUUCCAUUGAGGCUGGCGCUGCCUUCGAUGGAACCUCUUUGGUAAGCCCGGUGACUACCCCAUCGACUCCGCUUCCCGGCGCUGGGCCGCCGCAAUUCAUGCUGCCUCUGGCAGAUAGUGGCAUUGGACUGAACUACGUCGCCUCGUCCAACAACAACGGCGACGUUGAGGACGAGGUGUUUGAGCCGAACAAUGGCGGAACAUCGUCGGCUAGCAAUGGGCUGGCCAGGUCGCGCCGCAGCCACUUUUCGCGCAAGGAGUCCACGCCAGAGACGAAGUCAGCUCGCGAAAAGUUUGAGGUCGAAGAGCUGGCCGUCAAUAAUCCACUGAAGACAAACUCAUCACGCGUUACUUACGAUAUUGAACACUUGAUCUACUUCUCGAAAAGUCCCCAUGCUUGGGCCCUGCCCACCGACUGGCAGAGAAUGCUGGAAAAAACUCCGUCUAUUCUCCGUAAUAAGGAUCUGCAGGAUGAGAGCCAACGCUUCGAUGGUGACAAGUAUUUGGCUAGCAUUAAGACUGCUACCAAGCGAGACAUUGUGGCAGCUGACGAAGCUGAGACCCUGGAUGAGUAACUGAGACCGACAGGUGUUCGUUCCACACUGACAAUAUAGAUAAUUCACACUACAUUAUCAAUGUUCGGCGCAAGGAGACUCAGUUUAUCCAUCCUUCAAUGCUUUUAGCACUAGCUUCACCACCUAACAAACGCAAAAACAAAACGACCAAAAAAAACAAAAAAAUCAAAAUAAUUAAAUUUAUUGAAAAAAACAAAUAUUGAGUAAACUCAAUGAUAAACUAACCCUAGAGAUUAGAAACGACAAACAAUCAAAUCUUUCAAAAUAACUAGAAAAUUCAACGAAGCUCUUAGUUAAGUUCAAUCGAAAUGGGAACGAAAGUUUCCAAUAUUUACUAAUUUUUAUAAAAAAAAAAAAAAGGAAAGAAAAUGCAGCUAUCUGGACAGGCUCGAAGCAAUUGUUGCGAAGCGGCCAAGUCUGAAAUGGCCUGAAUUAAAUGAAAUGCAUUUUUAGUGACUCAAUAGAGAUUGAAACAUUUUUUAUUUGAAAUUAGUUUCUCAUGUUUCUUAAAAAAAAACUUUGUUUCGCCCAAAAACCAAACGACCAAACAAUUCUCAAAACUGAAAAGAAAAUGUAUUAAUUCAUGUGUGUUUUUAUUAUUUAGAUUUCUUUUUGAAACUUGCUCUGAAUAUCAUUUUCAAGAUUUUCAAUUGUAUUUUUGUUUUCUCUAGUCUAUGCAUCAUACUAUUUUUUAUCAAAUUUUGUUUCGAUUCAAUGUGAGAGGAUAUAACAAACGAAAACAACACCAAAAUUCUUUGAAUUUCUGUUUAUGAUUUAGUUAAUUUAUUUAAUUUAUUUUGUAAAAAAAAAUACAAAUCAUAUAUUCUUCAAAAAUAUAUUCGCAAGGAAUAAUAAAAUGGAAUCAAGAUCAAAAAUGGA
Messenger RNA from Drosophila ananassae, 3105 nucleotides. RefSeq names its product eukaryotic translation initiation factor 4E-binding protein Mextli (gene mxt). NCBI's taxonomy places the organism in Eukaryota, Metazoa, Arthropoda, Insecta, Diptera, Drosophilidae. The record is from RefSeq and is a predicted model, not a curated record. Gene Ontology annotation, molecular function: eukaryotic initiation factor 4E binding; translation initiation factor activity; RNA binding. Gene Ontology annotation, cellular component: cytoplasm; RNA cap binding complex. The transcript is spliced from 9 exons. Bases 271 to 2226 code for a protein of 651 amino acids. Gene Ontology annotation, biological process: positive regulation of translation; regulation of formation of translation initiation ternary complex.